Charadrius vociferus (killdeer) is the source of this 1803-nucleotide messenger RNA. RefSeq names its product NIMA-related kinase 11 (gene NEK11). Lineage: Eukaryota; Metazoa; Chordata; Aves; Charadriiformes; Charadriidae. Bases 1 to 1803 code for a protein of 600 amino acids. Gene Ontology annotation, molecular function: ATP binding; protein kinase activity. Gene Ontology annotation, biological process: protein phosphorylation. The record is from RefSeq and is a predicted model, not a curated record. The transcript has 15 exons.
AUGCUGAAAUUUCAAGAAACUGCAAAGCAUGUCACUGUUGCCAGAUUUAAUUCUGCUUGCUCAGAUACUAUGAUUGCAAGAAGAUACACUAUUCAGAGGAAACUUGGCAAGGGAAGCUUUGGAAGUGUAUAUCUGGUUUCUGACAGAAAAGCGAAACGAGGAGAAGAAUUAAAGGUUCUAAAGAAAAUCUCUGUUGGAGACCUAAAGCCUAAUGAAACAGUUGAAGCAAAUCUGGAAGCACAACUACUCUCCACAUUAAACCAUCCAGCCAUUGUUAAAUUUUAUGCAAGCUUUGUGGAGCGAGAUAGUUUCUGCAUUAUCACUGAAUACUGCGAGGGUGGAGAUCUAGACUUUAAAAUUCAAGAGUACAAAGAAUCUGGGAAGAUAUUCACUCAAAGACAAAUAAUAGACUGGUUUAUACAGUUGUUACUCGGAGUCAACUAUAUGCAUGAAAGGCAAAUACUUCACAGAGAUUUGAAAGCCAAGAAUAUAUUUUUGAAAAAUAAUCUUCUUAAAAUUGGGGACUUUGGAGUUUCUCGUCUUCUGAUGGGUUCGUGUGAUCUGGCAACUACAUUUACUGGGACACCAUACUACAUGAGUCCAGAGGCACUGAAGCACCAGGGAUAUAACACAAAAUCUGACAUUUGGUCUCUGGGAUGCAUUUUGUAUGAGAUGUGCUGUAUGAACCAUGCAUUUACUGGACACAAUUUUUUGUCUGUUGUGUUAAAAAUUGUAGAAGGCGAUACACCUUCUCUUCCUGACAGAUAUCCAAGCCAACUGAACACUGUGCUGUGCAGCAUGUUAAAUAAGAAUCCUUCAUUGAGACCAGCAGCAGCAGAGAUUCUGAAAAUCCCUUAUAUUGAUGAACAACUAAAGAAUGUACAGUCCAAGUUCAUAAACAUGACUGUGAAAGACAAGGCACCUGACUGGCAGAAAGAAGCUGCUCCCCUUUUUGAUGCUGUGCAGAGGAAAAUUCAUUUGCAAACUCUGCAGGAACUCUCUGAAGUACAGAAAAUGACACCGCGGGAACGAAUGAGGCUGAGGAAGUUAAAUGCUGCAGAUGAGAAAGCAAAGAAGUUGAAGCAGCUGGCAGAAGAAAAAUAUCAAGAAAAUAUCAAAAGAAUGCAAGAAUUCAGGUCCCGUAAUUUUCAGCAGCUGAAUGUCAAUGUCCUACAUGAAUCUGACGAGCAGACUUCAAAACCCCCAAUUCAUUCUCAGCCAGGCGCUACAUGCGGCUAUGUGUCCAUAGGACAUGAUGAACCAAGUGGAAAUGAGACAUCAGGUCAGCUCUGCGUGUCUGAACUCACAGACCAUGAGAUCCCUGAAGACCCAGAAAUUGCAGAAGAAUAUUAUAAUGAUGAGUUUGAAUCCUGUUCAGAAGGCAGUGAAGUGGAAGAGGAUGUGGAAGCAUCACAGACAGUCUCUAAGACAAAUCAUCAGGACAGUGAUAUUGAGGCAAUGGUCAAGUAUUUGGAGAGUGUCCUGAAUAAUAGCUCACUGGGCUCGGGGACUGUCACCAGAGUGUCUCCAGGGGCACCCCAGGGAUUCAGAGCUCUCAACAGCAUUAUGGCAGAGACCAAACUGAAACGCAUGAGGGAAUCUGCCAUUGGGAAGCUGGGAGUGGAGGUAUUUGAGGCCGUGUACAGCUAUCUCAAGCAGGCGAGGCAGCAGAAUGCCAGUGAGGAGGAGAUCAGGAGACGUCUGGAGAAAUUGGUUCCUAGAGCAAGCGAUUGCUUUGAAGUGGAUCAGCUUCUGUACUUCGAGGAGCAGCUACAGGCGUCAGAAGCACAUCUUCAGCUGUAA